UACUAGAAGAGACGAGGUGGACACUGGAGUUCAAAACAAAAGACAACAACAAUGCAAACAUCAAUCGCAUCAUACUCUUCACUUCCAAACACACUCAUCAAUUUCAAUUUAAGAACAAAAUUUUCAAAUCUAAACCCUAUUUUCCAUCGAACUAAACCAUGUUCCCAAAUCACACUACAAAAUCUUCAACCUCAAUCACCAUUAAUCUCUUCCACAUCAAAAUCCCCCAGAAUUCUUGGCCCACUUCGUUGCGGCAUUUCGUCGAACGGAGAGAGUGCAAAUGCAGGUGGGAGGAGUAUUAGAGAAUGGGUUGAAGUUUCCGGUGAGGCGAUAUCGACAGCGUUUCCGUUAUGGGUUACAAUUGGGUGUGUGUUGGGUUUGAUGAGACCAAGUUCGUUUAAUUGGGUUACUGAUAAAUUGAGUAUUGUGGGACUUAGUGUAAUUAUGCUUGGUAUGGGUAUGACUUUGACUCUUGAUGAUCUUCGUUCUGCUCUUUCUAUGCCUAAAGAAGUUCUUUCUGGUUUUUUUCUUCAAUAUUCGGUGAUGCCAUUAUCUGCAUUUUUUAUAAGCAAACUCUUAAAUCUUCCAUCACAUUAUGCAGCUGGUUUAAUAUUAGUUGGGUGCUGUCCAGGGGGCACGGCUAGUAAUAUUGUAACAUAUCUUGCACGUGGAAACGUGGCGCUUUCCGUUGUAAUGACAGCUGCUAGCACUCUUUCGGCCGUGAUCAUGACUCCUUUUCUUACAGCCAAACUAGCUGGUAAAUAUGUUGCUGUGGAUGCAGCCGGUUUAUUGAUCUCGACAUUACAGGUUGUGCUUUUUCCUGUAUUGGCUGGUGCACUACUGAAUCAGUAUUUCCAACCUCUUGUUAAACUUGUGUCUCCAUUGAUGCCACCCUUGGCUGUAGCAACUGUGGCAGUUUUAUGUGGAAAUGCAAUUGCACAGAGUUCUUCUGCAAUCCUAAUGUCUGGUGGGCAGGUGAUCUUAGCUUCCUGCCUUCUUCAUGCUUCUGGUUUUUUCUUCGGGUACAUUCUUGCUAGAAUGCUUGGGCUAGAUGUGGCAUCAUCGCGAACUAUAUCCAUUGAAGUUGGCAUGCAGAACUCAGUUCUCGGCGUAGUUCUGGCUGCCAAGCACUUUGGAGAUCCCCUAACAACAGUACCGUGUGCUGUUUCAAGUGUGUGUCACUCUAUCUUUGGUAGCAUCUUGGCUGGAAUGUGGAGACGCUCUGUGCCUCCUGAGAAGAAGAACUGAAUAUAGCUAGCUGAAUAAGCUUUUGCAUGUAACUAGGAUGUUUCAUUGUUCACUUGUAACAUUUUCUGGUCAACAAAUUAACUGUUUCUCGGUUGUCAUGGUUCUUCGAUCAUAUUAUUUUCUUGUAAUAGUUAAAAGUGACUUAGACUAAGUAUAUAUUUGGAUGCAUGGUGGAGAAUGUGAGAAUAUGAUUUUCUGGUCAACAAAUGUGAGAAUAUUAUUAGUACUUUUUGCUUGCUUUCUGGUUAUGCAAAGAUUGUUUUUGAUACCAAUGAGUACAUUCUCAGUUUUAUCC
Molecule: messenger RNA, 1543 nt
Organism: Medicago truncatula (barrel medic)
Lineage: Eukaryota; Viridiplantae; Streptophyta; Magnoliopsida; Fabales; Fabaceae
Product: probable sodium/metabolite cotransporter BASS1, chloroplastic
Exons: 7
Coding region: 52-1248 (398 amino acids)
Cellular component (GO): membrane
Source: RefSeq, a predicted model, not a curated record